GACAGCCAACAGGCGGCCAUUCCGUGGACAGCACAGGUCUUUGGGGUUAACAUUCGGUGCUUUAACCCAGGUGGGUUGAUGAAGGUCGUUGCUGGUGGGGCGUCGUUCGGUGGGAAAUGGAGCAAGGAGUUGAUUGGUCCGCUUAGCCCCUGUGAAGAUGAGCCAACCAUCACCUCACGAUGUGCGUCACGUCCCACGAGCAAGAAUUUAGCAGCAUCGACGAGUUCACGGAGACAACUCGCCGGCGGGAGCGCGGCCUUGAUGGCGAACUCCGCCAAAAGCGAUGGAUGCCUGAAUUCAAUCACUGGGUGCUCAUGCUGCCCCCUGCGAACGCAGAUGUCCUUCAGCCGCAGUUUAGCGAAGAGCUCGCUUUUUGGCAGAGGGUCAAGGAGGCGCCAGGUCGGGCCUUAAUGUUGGAUGUGAAACGAGCACUUCUGGUGGCUCAGGUGGCCAGGACUGCUGCGGCAGACGUAGAGGCCAAGGCAGUCACAGCAGAGGUGACGGCGGCGUCGGCGGAGGCGGAUAGGGCGGCUGCGGAAGAGCGAACUCGGUCCCUGACGGUGACCCCUGUAGUGAGGCUGUUCUUCAUGCUGUCGGCAAUGGGGGGCGUGACGACAAGGCUGCCGUUGCUACUGCCGUUGGCGGUAAUGGUGAUGAUGUGGAUGCCGCGCAUCUAGGGCUUAGAGGGAAGCUUAGAGGGAAGCUGGGCGCCACCGCAAAGCAGCGAGCUGUGGAGGCGACAGCUUGCAGGAGUGCGGAGAAUGAGGAAAGCCGAGGGAUGGUAAGUGGCGGGCUUGUCGUCGAAGCUGUCAGCAGCGGCGGACACGGCGCUGUCGCCUAAAAUGCGGCUAGCGGCGAAGCAAACUUCACGGAAGGACGAGGAGCCGAACACCUCCCGGCCUCCCUGGUCCAAUCGACAUAGGAAGAGAACGCGGCGAAGGGAAAAUGCGCUGCGAAGGCGCAUGGUGCGGCGAAGGAGAAAGUUGGCUCGGCGGCGAAGGCAGCGGCGAAAGCGCAAGCAACGGAGCGGGACGAAGCUACGGUGUAGUGAAAGGCCGAUUGGGGGGACCUGCCGGCAACGGAAGCGACGCAUGGCACGACGGAAAGCGGACGACGUGGCGAAAGCUGCAGCAGCACGGGAGAAACGGAGGCUGCAAAGGCUUAUACCGCGGAAUGCCUCGAGAUUGCGGCGGCUGCGCCUCGAGCGAAGCUUGGGGCGUCAGAACGCUGAUGGCGCGGCUACCGCGGCGGUUUCAAAAAAGGCACACGCCAGAGGCAAGAUUGCACGGCGGCGGCGAGUUGUACGAGUAGUUGGUGUCGUGUGGUGCGGGCUGGCCGGCGCCGUAGCACCCAGGAGUGUCCAACCGCCUCUUGCUCUUGCGACGGUGUACCCGCGUAUGUCAUUACCUGGUGCGAGGAAAAGGACGGCUAUCACCGCUUUCCCCCCAACCCCAAGGACGUCCGACAUGAACACCACGCCGUCCUUCAUGACAACGCAUUUUAGGUCGUGGCACAACGACGAACACGGCUCCUUCAUCGCUGAUGAGGAUAACGGCAUAGGGGAAGGGGAGCUACAGGCACUGCAUCACGCCUACCUAGUUUCCCGACUACGGAGUCCACUGACGGCACGGAAUGACGGCAGUAGGCCCGAGAGCAACCGGGAGAGGGAAGUGGAGACACAACCCGUUCGGGUAGAGGUAGUAUCUGUCGACACGGACGUUUGGGUAGCAGCCCUUCUCGCGUAUGCCCUAUACCCGCACACUAGAAGAGUUCGAGUGGUCGUGCGACAACAGAGUGGGUUGAAUGAUGAAGCCGUCGUUAACUGCAUCGACGUACUUGAGCUUUUUGAGGCCCUGACCAAAAUGGGGAAUUGGCCGCAUUCGUUCACCGAUUUGCAGAGGUGCUUGCCGGUGAUUGCCGCAUACAUGCUCAACAGCACUGACUUUACUCCUACGUUUUUGGGCUUGACUUCUUUUUUCAUGUUUCAAUCAUACUUCGAGUGAGCGAAGAAUGCCGAAAACCAACAAUUUGUGAAGGCCCUGGGCUCCGAAAUAUUGGAGGAUGGGGUGGUCAUCGAUUUACAUUUGGAGAAGCAAGAGUUGGUCAAAUUUGUUUCGCUCGCGUACUUUGUCAAGAACAAGAGUUUGUUUCCCAAUGCGUUGCCAGGACAUCAAGUCACGGGAGAUAAACGGGGAGGGGAGGUCGAUGACACCAAACAGUGGGUUGAAGCGAUCAAGGAGCGAACUGCUGAAAAAUGGUUCGGUGUGGAGAACAUCAAGCAUGCCGCCCCGAACUAUGAUGCUACCCACCUCUGUGUCCUGCGGAUGUCGUGGCUGGAAAAAUAUUGGCUUUCUAUUGUGCCGAGUGGCUGUCAGGCUUCGGACGUCACUGCCAGGUACCCCAUUCAAAUUCCCAAGUGGGACGGGAUGGGGUACAUCGGGAAUACGGAGGUUGAAGGCGCUUGUAUGAUGUUGAUGCGCAGGGAGGUCACUGCACGAGCUGCGUUUGCACCACUAAAGGUUUCGGUCAAUGCUCAGAGUUGCGCAAGUGCAAGCUCACAUGCCGCGAGGAAGAGACGGAAGAAAAUGAGAUGCGGGAAGAUUGUUUAGCACAGGAAGGGCAGGUGGUUUCAGAUAGUGACAGCAACAGCGACAGCGAUGAGGAACCUUUGCCGGGUAUGUUUGGUUGUUCGAACGGGGAAGCGGAGUUGGGGACCGGCGUCGUGGUUUUAGGCCCUUGUAGUUUCCGGGAGGAUGACGUUCAUGAGUACGAGCAAAUAGAGGGAUACGCUUCGCACUGCCAUGUAGGACAACAGCUGAAUCUGCAGCCU
Messenger RNA from Ectocarpus sp. CCAP 1310/34, 2830 nucleotides. The record is from the annotation of a GenBank genome assembly. NCBI's taxonomy places the organism in Eukaryota, Phaeophyceae, Ectocarpales, Ectocarpaceae.